Fusarium subglutinans is the source of this 2796-nucleotide messenger RNA. RefSeq lists its product as uncharacterized. The record is from RefSeq and is a predicted model, not a curated record. The coding region runs from base 1 to 2796 and encodes 931 amino acids. Lineage: Eukaryota; Fungi; Ascomycota; Sordariomycetes; Hypocreales; Nectriaceae. The transcript has 3 exons.
AUGAGACUUCUGGGCUCAGAAAGCUCGAAACCCUCUCUUUCCGAAUCGAACCAGAAGCUUCUGGCUUCUCAGAAGGCUCUAGCCUUUUAUGGACAACAUAACCACCCGAAACACGGCUUGACUAUAGUGGUUUCGGACGUCGACCCGGAAGCUCCUAGCGGGCGCGAACGAAGCAUUCCUUGGCUUACAAUGAGGACUCUUGCCGGGGAUCCUGCUCAGCAAUCAGGUGCCAAGACAGCUCGGCCAAUACCAGAAAGCACGUCUAGUUUAACUUCAACUGUUCAUGCUUUGGAGUGGCUGAAGAAAUGCCUUCUGAGCAAAGAUUGCUCCGAAGGCUGUACACACAUCAUUGACAACGAUCUUCAGGAGUGUCUUACGAAGACAGAUGGAAAUAAUAAAAACUCGGAAUCAAUUUCUCUGUUAGCGGGACUUGACAAGUCGUUUCAGAAACAAGAAAUGCGAAGGGUGCAAUUAUGCGAGGACAUCCAGUUCUUACACCAACAAAGGGGCCUCUCACGAGGCGACGCACUUGUCGAAGAAGAGUGCGCCGCAAGACUUGUCGAGAUCAUCGAUACGGACCAGGGUACCAAGCUCAAGAUAGUGCCGGGCUCAGUUAGAUAUUCGUCGUAUGCCGCGUUGAGCUAUAAAUGGGGCAGCCUGGAUGCUAUCUGGCAAACUACCACCAAGAACCUUGGUACGCGACUGACAGAGUUCAAUAUCGUUGAGCUUCCCAAGACUCUUUCUGACACUGUUCAAGUUGUCAGAAAUUUUGGUCUGAAAUGGGCUUGGAUCGACAGUCUCUGCAUUGUUCAAGAUGAUAAAGACGACUGGGCAAGGGAAGCCGUCAAGAUGGCCUCUAUUUACCAAAACGCCCUCGUCACUAUUUCUGCUGACUCCAGCCAAGACGCCAAAGCAGGGCUACACAACGAGAAGUCUUGUUCCAUUUUCAAUGACAGGGAUAGCGUCAAGAUCUGCAGCCAGCUCUCAACUGGCGAAGAAAGCUCAAUCUUUUUGUUCCCAGAACAAGAGACAAGAAUUGAUCGCUCGGCUACCAAUCUGCGAGAUAUGGGUGAUCUUCUAAGUCACUGCGCGCUCCGUGACCGAGGAUGGACUAUGCAAGAGCGAAUACUGUCCCCCAGGAUCAUCCACUUCGCUUCUGACCAGCUCUAUUGGGAGUGCUUACACGGAAUCCAGGAAAGUGAAGAUGAACUUCUUUGGAUGGGCCGUAACAUGAACAUGGCAAAGAUAGCACAUCGGAUUAACUCUGCGGAGAACGAGGAAGCAAAGAAGAAAGAACUCAAACAGAUGCUGCGCUACUGGUAUGUUCACCUUGUUGGGGGAGACUACUCGCAUCGUUCUUUGACAUUCAUCGACGACAAACUACUCGCUAUUAGUGGAGUAGCCAAAGCCCUUGACAACAUUCACCCGUAUGGUUACAUGGCUGGCCAUUGGUGCGAAGACGACGAUGAGCUCGUCAAAAGUCUCUGCUGGAAGCGCGGUGGCUCGGGCAAGAAGGCGGCCAAGUAUCGCGCGCCAUCUUGGUCAUGGGCCAGUCAGGACUCAGCAAUUGAUUAUGGUCAUUUCAGUAUAAUAGGAACUAACUUAGGUGAGAAGCUCGUCGCAGAACCUGUGGCUAUGGAGGGUCAAAGUCCAGAUGGCACUCCAUUCGGCCAAUACGAUAACGGGUAUCUUCAGAUCAAAGCCAAGGUCGCGCACGGGAAAUUAUUCCCAAACUGCGGGCAUGAUUUCAGCAACUAUCAACAGACUGGUGCCUCCGGUGGUUACGAUGUUGAUCCUCUGAAGGAGAGAUGCGCGUUUCUGCUGCUCGAUGGCGGAGAGACGUCUGAUCUAGUCUGGCUAGACGAAAGCCAGGCAACUAAAGAGCCUAUCACAGAGCCCAUCGACGUUCAAGUCGUCAUGAUUUCUGAGAUCGAAUCUGAAGAAGAAGAAGGGCCGCGUCCUGGAGCUUGUUUGAUCUGUACUUUGGACGAGAAGUACUGCUUGACGAGAAUUGGGCUCACAGAGUCUCUGAAGUACUACAAAGAGGGGCAGGGUGAAGAGUCUCCUCCGGUUUCCGGGUCGCGUCUUUCUUACAAUCGUAGUGGCGGUGAUUCGGCCGAGCGGCGGUCUUCUAAUCUUGGCGCUCUGCAGGCGUUAAUCCUCAGGAAGCAAGAAACUCCUGGCAUCAGAUCAGAUGCCACAGCAAACCUAGUUGACUACAUAUACGUUCUUCGAAUAUCCCCUUUACUACACUGCACGUGGACUCAUUGCUCUUCCGACCCUCAUCACUUCCGUCACCAUGUCUUCCACAACGAGCCUAUGCGCGAGGCGGAUGGACCGACUCUGACUGCGACCGCAACGGCAUACAUCGAUGUUUCCAGAACGCUAGACACGGAGGCCCUGUCCCGCAUCCUCAGCGACGAGUAUGGUCACCGAUUUGCCCCGACCUGGUAUAACCUUCCUGGAUCCAUGGAUCGCCAUGGCUUGAUCGCUCGACUGAAUCAGGUUGGAGAGGUCAUGUCUUCAUUCCCUGUCACCAUCAAGCAGAUGUGGCCCAAUCCGUCGCUACGACAGGUCCUCGUAUGGGGAAAGUCUGAGACCAAUUUCCGAAGGCAGUUGAGGGACAGUGAUUAUGAUGAAGAAUGGACGAAGCGGGGAGAGUAUAUGUUCCUGGUGACCAUGAAUGAAACUGGGGAAAGGAUAACAGAUGUACUUGAGUUUGUGGAUAGUGAAGGCAUAGAGGAUAUCGCUGGCCUGGUGGCCAGAGCAUUGGACUGGAGGCUAUCGGCUACGUAA